Molecule: messenger RNA, 1011 nt
Organism: Phytophthora sojae
Lineage: Eukaryota; Oomycota; Peronosporomycetes; Peronosporales; Peronosporaceae
Exons: 1
Coding region: 58-939 (293 amino acids)
Source: RefSeq, a predicted model, not a curated record
CACGUGCUGGUGGUGGUUCCGGUUGGUGCAGUUGGUUCAGCGAGCGAGACUUCCAGGAUGGAUCAAGUGGUCCAAGAGGUGCACGAAAUUCAUGCGCAAACUGUGCUGACCAAGCGCAAGACAUAUGUCCACUCGAAGGUGGGUUCGACCGAGUACAAGGAACUUCUGGACGCCUUCAACAUUAAGGUGCAACCUGUGCGUAAAGCUGCUGCUAAGUGGGGUGAAGUCAAGGGGUUCACAUGGGACAUGAAACUCAGCGAGGAGAAGCAGAAAGAUGAAUAUCGCGAGUAUGUUGACAGCAACAUUGGCGAGCUUCUCCAGGAGGAGAAGCUUUGCGUGUUCGGUGUGGAAAAUACGACAGAUAUUCUCCGAGUUGUUGUCAACGGCUCCAACAUUGAGCUCCGGGGUCGCACCGAUCUUCUCAUACUCAGUGAUAUCGUCAUGGAGAGCGCGGAUUAUGCGCUGGACUUGCCUGAAGUGAAGAUGCUGAUUGAUGUGAAGAAAAAGGUUGAAAGACAAUCUGUCUUCCAGGCGAUGUCAGAGCUAAUUGCUCUGGCUCUGCUUGCCGACGACCCAGUGGUUGCACUGCUUACUGACUUCAACGGCGAUUGGCGAUUCUUCUGGGUCGCCGGGAAGGAAAACAAUACCACUUGCGUCAACAAAGUGAACAUUACGAAUCCAGGUGAAGCUUUCGAGUUGAUCAGGCAGCUACUGAAGCCUACGGAUAUCAUGACCCCAGUGCUUCAAGACCCUGUGAAGCGCCAGAAGUUAUCCCGGGUGUUGCCGUCCAUCAGCGAGGCCAGUGAAAGUGGCGGGAUUCGUGAGAGCAUCGAACGAUACUAUGACAUCGCCAGUUGUUUAGGCCCCGACUUGGACAUGGCGCGUGCUGUGGCUAGACAGGUCACUCGAUCUAUUCCCACGUUGAGUUAUUUCAGCUAAUUCUUGCUUUGGCAUGCUGCAUUAAUAAUUUUUUUAUUCUGAUAUAUAAAGUUAGUAAUAUAUAAAGAUGAC